Suillus subaureus is the source of this 962-nucleotide messenger RNA. RefSeq lists its product as uncharacterized. The transcript is spliced from 4 exons. NCBI's taxonomy places the organism in Eukaryota, Fungi, Basidiomycota, Agaricomycetes, Boletales, Suillaceae. Bases 72 to 665 code for a protein of 197 amino acids. The record is from RefSeq and is a predicted model, not a curated record.
CCAAAAAAGGCGAAGUUCUGUCGUGUCCAGUUACUACUCCACAGCCCAAUUCCCCGAGAUUUGGAGGGGAAAUGGUUGUGAUGAUAUAUUGGCGAGGACUUGGAUCAGGUCGCAAGACCCUUAACAUCACUUUCAACCUCGAUGAUUCACGUUAUUCCCACAUUGCUCGGUGGGCGAAGUCGAAGCGUACUAAGUCCUCAUUGACAUCAGAUUUGGGACAAAGUCUCUGUAUGUCGUUCGCUUGCUAUCAUCUCCCUAGUCUCCCAUCCAAUCCACUAGAAGCUAAUGAACUUACGCCAUGCUAUGAGACACUGAUGCAUUCGCCAUGUUCGUGGCCCACAUCUGGGGAUCUUUCAUUGCAGACGAAGCGGGAUGGGAAGAAUUUUAUCAUUCCGUUAGCUCCACCGAUUUUCGUUACUCCAGAUAAUUGCAUCGAUGUCUCUGCUUUCAUCAGAAGUGGAGAAAAUACCUUUUCAGUGGUCCAACAGAACAACAUGUCAGACUAUUUGUUUAUGUUUCUCGUCCACCAUCCCACGCCGGAGCAACUUAGCUAUCUCACUUCGUGCAGAGGUAGACGUGAGGAAUGGGUGAAGAGCAUACGUGAUCUUUGCAACAUUGAGCCGAAGGAUUCGUUAUGGAGGCGAUCGCCGUCAGAAGUUAUAUGAUCUCGCCAUAUCAAUUUACACAUUAUACCUAAAUUGAGCUUGUAUUUCACCCUUGAGCACGACUUGAGUUUUGUUAGAUAAUGCUAUGGACUCGAUGACGAGUUAAUUUUGCCGGCUCCGUGGCACUGUCCGAAUCACGAUUCUGAGGAGCAUAAUGUGUUUCAUCACCCUAUCGGAGAGAAGGCAGUGCAUGUAGUCGAGAUUGCCACGCCAAAAUCUUGACGAAGUUGCUGUCGAACCGUAAAGCGCCAUGGAGCGCAAAAUAUUCAGCACCUAAAAGCAGGCCAUCCUCCUGCU